Messenger RNA from Punica granatum (pomegranate), 387 nucleotides. The record is from RefSeq and is a predicted model, not a curated record. Lineage: Eukaryota; Viridiplantae; Streptophyta; Magnoliopsida; Myrtales; Lythraceae.
AUGGCUGCACAUGCUUCUACCUUCAGCCCUCUCUUCCUAGCUCUCAUCGUCUUGGCUCUCGUCACGGGCCCUGCCGCCUCCCAACCCAUAAGCCCGGUGGGGUCCCGAUCACCGUCGGCCUCGGACCUUAUGGCACGACUGAAGCUGUCAGAUGAUCCGGAAGCGCCGAGCUGCUGGGACUCGGUGUUUGAGCUACAGGCUUGCACCGAAGAGGUCAUAACGUUCUUCAUGAGCGGGGAGACUCACUUGGGCGCGGGAUGCUGCCAAGCCAUUAGGACCAUAGAGCACCAUUGCUGGCCCGGCCUGAUUGGGACGCUCGGCUUCACCGAAGAGGAAGGAGACAUCCUUGAGGGCUACUGCAACAGUGCAAUAGAACCCGAAGGCUGA